CUUAAAACAAAACUUCCGAAAAUUGAGUAAAAUGAUCAUUAGCCUAAGAAACAGGGAAACGUCUUCCAUUGCAGAAAUACGAUAGACGCCGACAAAGGAGAGCUCAGUCUUCUUCUUCCUUUCUUUUGCAACAGUAAUAGCUGAAUCUGUUUUGGAGUAUGGCUUUGUUCAUUUCCAGAAGAAUCGUACGUUCAUUUGGUUCUGGUUUACCAUCAGGCCAUGUUUCCAAGGGUGGAUCAGUGUUUUGUGCUUGUCGAAUGCUUUCGACAUUAUUCUUGACCCAUGAGUCGAGUGGAGGUGGAUUUUGCUCUGAUUCAUUGUCCUUAAAGCCUCCCGGGGCUUCGGAGUGCACUACAGUGACAAAAUUUCUUGAUGAAAAGAAAGGCUCCACAACUUUGGCUAGUGAUGUUUUUGAUGCACCUAUUACGAUGGAUAUUGCUCGUCGGAUAUUUUUCUUCUUUCGUUGGCUUCAUCCAGUUGUGCUGUGGCAGUUAGCAAAAAGGCAACAGUGUUUUGGAAUUCUUGUAAAGCCAUCGAAUUGGAAGGAGAGUGGUCGAGCCAGCCAUGGAACAUUGAGUGAUCCCCAGCUCAGAGGUCUUAAGCCACGAAGUCAUACUAUUAAGAAUGUCGAACGUCUGGGAUUAAAGAUUGCUCUGACAUCUCGAGCGGCACAGGGAAAGCUUCUGGUUUUUGAGGAUUUUGAGAUCUACAGAAAUAAACCCAAGAACAUUGUGAACUACGUCAAGCAAAGACGGAAAAAGGAGAAAAAGAAGAAAAUUCUGCUGGUGGAUGGUGGUCCAAUAAGUGAAAAGCUCAAGUUGGCUACUAAAAAUUUACAUUACGUGACUGUGCUGCCUUCAAGUGAGUUGGACGUCGACAGCAUCCUUUACUAUGACACACUGGUGAUGUCCCGUGAUGCUGUAAAUAAAAUUGCUGAGCAAAUUAUGUAUACUCCAAUCAACCAUGGAUCCAGCACGACAUACUGGUGAUGUCCUGUGAUGCUGUAAACACAAUUGUUGAGAGGAUGCUAUCUAGGUUGCUGAUCCAGUCCAUUAGUUUUAAGUUUUAACUCAGAAUGGAAUGGCACUUUGAUUCUUAUAAAGAUAAAAGUGCAACACCAAAAUUGGAAAGCCAUAUAUGAAUCAGAUUUACAUCUUAAAGUUAAGCUAGAAUUUUUGCGGUUCAUUA
Messenger RNA from Rosa chinensis, 1188 nucleotides. RefSeq names its product 50S ribosomal protein L4. The transcript is spliced from 8 exons. The coding region runs from base 159 to 989 and encodes 276 amino acids. Gene Ontology annotation, cellular component: ribosome. Gene Ontology annotation, molecular function: structural constituent of ribosome. Gene Ontology annotation, biological process: translation. NCBI's taxonomy places the organism in Eukaryota, Viridiplantae, Streptophyta, Magnoliopsida, Rosales, Rosaceae. The record is from RefSeq and is a predicted model, not a curated record.